AUGGUAAAGGAACUGCGCCGCCUCAUCGCCACCGUCAAGAGCAGCGAAGAGGACCUGGGCAAGCGGCAACGAUGCCUGUCCGCACUGGACAACUUGGCGUGGCACACGCGCACCAAGGCUCGCCUCUUUGAGCCGGCUGUCGGUGCACUCGACCUACUCUUUCACCUCUCCUUCUCGUCUCAGCUCGACCCGCGAGAUGCACCGCUUCGCUCGCUGGCGCUGAACACGCUCAACAAGAUGGCCCUCUCCAACACUCAAGCCCUCUGCAGGGCCGGCAUACUCGAGAAGUUGAUCGUACUCGCCCAGCAGCAGAUGAAGAUCGAAGGCGACAGCGCGAGCAUCGAAGAGGAGCUGAGACAGAAGGUGUUGCUCGGUGUGGCGAACAUUCUACUCACCUACGCCAACGACAAGACGUUCAGGGCGCUUCUGGCGGUGGGCGCGCCAGGCGCUUGGGGUGAAAAUGGCACCAGCGCGCUCGACCUCCUGCUCUCCUUCCUCAACGACCCCAAGUUCAACCUGUCCCUCCGCGGCUCCGCUGGAAUGGCGCUCAUGAAGCUGUGCGAGAUGUGUCGACGAGGCGAGGAGAGCUGGGCCAUGGUGCGCCGCAAGGUGGCCGACUCCAACACCAUGAAGAACCUCGUGCUGCUCCUCCUGCGGAAGGACGACGACAAUCCAACCAAGCCGGCGUCGGCAUCGACGACGACCAGCGAUGGACCGGCGGCGCUGCCGGGCGUCGACGAGGCGGCGUUCACCAACAAGGCCAUGGUGCUCGACGUGCUCUACGCGCUCAGCAACCUUGACUCCUUCGAAAACGAAGUCGACGCGGGCGACAUGGGCGAGCGCGUCAUAAAGGCCGGCGGCUGCGUCAUCACCUGCGCGCUCCUCAACCGACUCGCCGCCGAGCAACAGCAACAGCAGCAGCAGCCUAUCGAUGCCGCCACCGCUGCGGCGGCCGAACACGAUGCACGCACCAAGGCGCGGGUCGAAGUGAUACGGGCGGCGGUCGGCUUGCUCUCCUCGAUGGCCUUUGUCACAGUGAUCCCCGUGGCCCUGCAACACGCCACCUCAGAGCGAUGA
Messenger RNA from Acanthamoeba castellanii str. Neff, 1077 nucleotides. RefSeq lists its product as uncharacterized. The coding region runs from base 1 to 1077 and encodes 358 amino acids. The record is from RefSeq and is a predicted model, not a curated record. NCBI's taxonomy places the organism in Eukaryota, Discosea, Longamoebia, Acanthamoebidae. The transcript is spliced from 7 exons.